AUGGCCCCGAUGGGUCAGGACGAGGGAGGGAAGAAGCGCAAGUCGCGCGCUGACGAUGCCGAGGUCAAGAGGAGGGCGAAGAAGCCAAAGGACCCGCAAGCACCGAAACGUCCCGCGUCGUCGUAUCUCCUGUUCCAAAACGACGUUCGCAAUGAGCUCAAAGCAAAGAACCCCGGGAUGCGCAACAACGAGCUUCUGAGCGCGAUCGCCAAGUUGUGGUCGGAAAUGCCCCAGGAUCAGAAAGAUGCGUAUGAGAACCGUAACAAGGUCCUUAAGGAUCGAUGGCGGGAGGAGAAGGCGGCAUACGAGUCUGGCAAGACUGAUGGGUCUGCUGUACCUGUGAGUCCUAUCAGUUCGUUGCGAAACCUGCAUCACUUGACGCAUAUACCUUAG
Messenger RNA from Dichomitus squalens LYAD-421 SS1, 393 nucleotides. Its product is annotated as HMG-box. NCBI's taxonomy places the organism in Eukaryota, Fungi, Basidiomycota, Agaricomycetes, Polyporales, Polyporaceae. The transcript has 2 exons. The record is from RefSeq and is a predicted model, not a curated record. Bases 1 to 393 code for a protein of 130 amino acids.